CAAUAGGGACCCUCAGUGCUAGUAUGGUUUGCGGCUUAAGCGGCGCCGCGGCCUGAGGAAUGUCAACUAUUCAACAUGGAGGAGGAGGUCGAUAAGCUGGAAUUGAUGUUCCAGAAAGCUGACUCUGACCUGGAUUACAUUCAAUACAGGCUGGAAUAUGAAAUCAAGACUAAUCAUCCUGAUUCAGUGGGCAAGAAAAAUCCAGUUACCCUUUUACAGGAAUUGUCAGCAAUAAAGUCUCGGUAUCAAACUUUGCAUGCACGCAUUAAGUCCAUCGCUGAUGAGCAGAAAGAGACUAAGAACCGCAUUUGUGCUGCUUUCAGUAAGACUGUGGCCACAGUACAAGAACUGCAAAAGCAAACAGACCUAGAGCUGUCACCACUGACUGAAGAAGAGAAAACCGCAGUACAACAAUUAAAAUCUCACGUCUGACUUAUGAAGAAUGGACUUGCAGAGGGGAACUCUAAUAGAGAAGAGAUCAAUUCCAGAGAGAUUUAGGAAGGUGUCUUGUUAACACUUGGUCACCAGAGGUGGGGGGUAUGGUGAAGGAGAAGAGUUGGCCUGGGUGACUAGAAACUGAUCCCUUUCACAAGAGAAGGGAAUCUCUUCUCUUAAGAUUAAUAUCUGCCUAAGAAGGGCAGAUAUUAAAUUUCAGCCAAAAGGAUGGAAUAGGAAUAAAGAGAUUUAAACAAUAUAUGUAUGAACACACACUUAGUUUUGCAAUUUCAUGCAGGAAAGUGUUAAUGCUAUAUUGCUUCUGUUUUUGUAUAAUCAGGGUAACACCGAUGUUCUGGCCUAUCAUAAGGAAUGUUUAUGUACUAUCAGUCAGUCAAAUAUGAAUAAGCAUGAUUUAAAAGAUAGAAAAUAUUUGCAUUGUUCUAUAUUAUGUAUAUUAUAGAAUUUAUUUUUGAAAAAUUUGAUUGAAGAUGUGGUCUCAUUAUCAGUGAGACUGCUAUGUGACCUAGUCUCCCAUAAAACCUAACUUUUGUAGUAAGCUAGUUUUUCUUUGAGAGUCUUACUUUUAUUUUUGUCCUGUUCCUUCUGUUUGCUAAUGUUGAGCAGCAUGAGUUCUGCUUUCAAAUGCUCUUUUAGGCUAUUCCUAUUGUAUUUCAAUAUGACCUUUGUUCUCCUUUAGCCUGUAUUACUGUAAUUGUUCAUUUUAUGUGAAAGCUAAGAAAUGAAAUCAUAAGAGCCCUGGCGACUCCUACUUGCCAGUUUUGUGUGUAUGUA
Messenger RNA from Artibeus jamaicensis (Jamaican fruit-eating bat), 1230 nucleotides. It is a transcript of the gene SKA2, whose product is annotated as spindle and kinetochore associated complex subunit 2. The record is from RefSeq and is a predicted model, not a curated record. Gene Ontology annotation, cellular component: outer kinetochore; spindle microtubule. NCBI's taxonomy places the organism in Eukaryota, Metazoa, Chordata, Mammalia, Chiroptera, Phyllostomidae. Bases 76 to 432 code for a protein of 118 amino acids. The transcript is spliced from 4 exons. Gene Ontology annotation, biological process: cell division; chromosome segregation; mitotic cell cycle. Gene Ontology annotation, molecular function: microtubule binding.